AAACUCCCUUCUCAUUCUAUCCUCCUGAGAACAGUACGAAGUUUCCACGGCAAGCCAUGGAUGGAGAAAAUUUCGGCGGGAAACUAUUUCUAUUUGUAUUUCUUUGUAACAUAUACUCGGUUUGUACAACAACGGAGGUGUGUUCGAACAGUAUUCUCCCUGGAGCUAAAGGAGAUGCAGGUGAGGUGGGAGCGGAAGGCGAGGAGGGAAGAAUGGGGAAAACCGGCCCACCUGGCCUCCGAGGUCUGACCGGUGAGCGUGGAGAGAAAGGAGACGUGGGCCAAAUGGGAAAAAUGGGGCCUAUUGGGGACAGAGGUGACAAGGGACAACAAGGAACACAUGGACCUCCAGGAAUGAAAGGAAACCCUGGAACCACCUGUGACUGUGGGAGGUACAGAAAGGUUGUCGGACAGAUGGACGUUAAUAUAAGCAAGCUAAAAAACGCUGUCAAGGUUUUAAAGAAUGUAAUUCUAGGUAUCAGAGAGACGGAGGACAAGUUUUACCUGCUGUUGAAGGAGCAGAGGAAGUACGGAGAGGCCCGUCUGAAUUGCAAGUUGCGUGGGGGGUCUCUCGCUAUGCCCAGGACCACAGAAUCCAACACCUUACUGGCCAAAUAUGUCAGUGAAGCUGAUCUUACCCAUGUGUUUAUAGGGCUACAGGUAGGGGAGCCGGAGGUGGGUUACAUGUAUGCUGAUGGUGAGCCCCUCCUCAACAUCACAUCUUGGGGCCUCCAGGGGCCACACAGAGAUGAAGGCAGCUGUGUGCAGAUGAGUAACACCGGAGCCUGGAGCCAGGUGGAGUGUGGAGCCACACAAUACUACAUAUGUGAAUUCGCCAAAACCAGAAAGACUCCAGCAAUUGUCAUGUGACUGUUUAAUAAUUGUUUUUAACACAAGAGAAUGUAAGGAGUGAGUUUCACAUUGUAAGCGAAAAUAUGAAGAGAAUUUUUCAUCAGAUCAGGUCUUUUGGCAUUACAUUUGGGGUGCAUGGGAAGAUGAAUUCAGACCUUACUUACAUUAUGUUUAUGUAACAUAAAUGCAAUAUUGAUGGAACUAAUAGGAAAACGAAGGUUUUGCUUUCAAAAGAUCUCAUAUAUGCCUGGUUUUGUGCUCCACAACUUAUAGAUUAGAUGAUGCAAGAGUUUAAGAGGUUAAAUAAUGUUGCUCAUCCUGAUACCACAAAAAGCCCAUUUUUAGGAUUACCUGAAAACAAAAUCCUAUAUUUUUAGGAUAUAUUCUUAACAACGAUUGCAGUAUUUUUAAAUUUCCAUUUUUGUA
This is a messenger RNA of Triplophysa rosa, 1277 nucleotides long. It is a transcript of the gene colec10, whose product is annotated as collectin sub-family member 10 (C-type lectin). The transcript has 6 exons. Bases 57 to 869 code for a protein of 270 amino acids. NCBI's taxonomy places the organism in Eukaryota, Metazoa, Chordata, Actinopteri, Cypriniformes, Nemacheilidae. The record is from RefSeq and is a predicted model, not a curated record.